Messenger RNA from Aureobasidium musti, 939 nucleotides. The record is from the annotation of a GenBank genome assembly. NCBI's taxonomy places the organism in Eukaryota, Fungi, Ascomycota, Dothideomycetes, Dothideales, Saccotheciaceae.
AUGGCAGCAUCAUCAGAAAGAGUGGUCGAUUCGGCCAAGGUGUGGACAACGCUCAUCACAAACACAAACUACCUCUCGGGCUUGUUGACUCUCGACUACUCGCUCAAGGCCGCUGGCAGCAAGUACCCUCUCGUCGCUCUCUACACCGACACAUUCCCUCCUGAAGGUCAUGCCGCCCUCAAGGCUCGCGGCAUCCCUUCCAAGCGCAUUCCCUAUCUGCUACCUUCCAUGUCCAAGGACUACAGCAACGACCCUCGCUUCUACGAUUGCUGGAGCAAGCUUACUCCAUUCGGCCUUGUCGAGUAUGAACGCGUUGUCCAGCUCGAUAGCGACAUGCUCAUCCUCAAGAACAUGGAUGAGUUGAUGGACGUUCCCCUCGAUAGCCCCGAGCUCGCUGGACGUGGUGACCGUGUCUUUGCUGCAAGUCACGCUUGUGUCUGCAACCCUCUGAAGAAGCCCCAUUACCCCAAGGACUGGGUACCUGCCAACUGCGCAUUCACCACCCAGCACGGCAAUCCCGAAGAGGCACAAAAGACAGGCGCUUCUCCUCUUGCAGGUCUCGCCAUGCCCAACGGAGGUCUCCAGGUCGUCGUACCAAGCAAAGAAGUCUAUGAUCUUAUUCAGGAAGGUCUACAAUCAUCUGUCACCGCAUCCUACGAGUUUGCCGAUCAAUCAAUGCUCAGCGACCUCUUCCCAGGCAGAUGGGUCGCUCUUCCUUACAUCUACAACGCUCUCAAAACCAUGCGUUGGGAAGGUGUGCACGAUGCCAUCUGGAGAGAUGAUCAAGUCAAGAAUGCCCAUAUCCUGCUCAGUCCCAAGCCUUGGGAUGAGAAGGGCGACGACAAGGGCAAGAACGAUGAAACACACAAGUGGUGGUGGAACUACAACGAUCGCCGCCAGGCAGAUGAAAAGAGCAGGAACAUUGACGAUGGCUUCUAA